AUGAAGCUCAACAUCGCGUACCCCGCCACGGGGUGCCAGAAGAAGAUUGAGAUCGAUGACGAGCAGAAGCUGCGCGCCUUUUAUGACAAGCGCGUCAGCGCCGAGGUGGAGGGCGACGUGCUGGGCGACGAGUUCAAGGGCUACGUGUUCAAGAUCAUGGGCGGCCAGGACAAGCAGGGCUUCCCCAUGCGCCAGGGCGUGCUCACCAACCUGCGCGUCCGCCUGCUCAUGAGCCCCGGCGACCAGUGCUUCCGCGGCCACGGCCGCCGCAACGGCGAGCGCCGGCGCAAGUCGGUGCGCGGCUGCAUCAUCUCGUCUGACCUCAGCGUGCUGAACCUCGUGAUCGUGAAGAAGGGCGAGAAGGACCUGCCCGGCCUCACCGACGAGGAGAAGCCCCGCAUGCGCGGCCCCAAGCGCGCCUCCAAGGUAUGGGGGGCCGCGGGGCGGGCUCGCGGGCGAUGA
Molecule: messenger RNA, 462 nt
Organism: Monoraphidium neglectum
Lineage: Eukaryota; Viridiplantae; Chlorophyta; Chlorophyceae; Sphaeropleales; Selenastraceae
Product: 40S ribosomal protein S6
Exons: 2
Coding region: 1-462 (153 amino acids)
Biological process (GO): translation
Cellular component (GO): ribosome
Molecular function (GO): structural constituent of ribosome
Source: RefSeq, a predicted model, not a curated record